UAAUUCAGAUUCUCCGGGACCUUUCUGGUCAGUCCCCUCAGCUGCUUAAUCCGUGCCGAAUUUACUUACUCUCUCACAUGAUAGUUCAUUCAGCCUUCCAUUUACUUACUUAUCCAUUUAGGCCUUUAGAAUGUCUUUCUGAACCAUACUGCACGUGGUACCCCACCCCCACCCCAGUCAGCUGUGGUUCAUGAGAGAGGUGAUGAGUGUCCUAAAUUUCUGACACUGGGUAAGUAUGGUACGGAUCAUCGUAGAGGGGCAAAAAGUAGGUCUUACUGUUUGGAGGAGGUAAAGAUAGUGUCAGUGGAGCCCUGCUACCUCUAAUUUUGUCUAAUUUUGUAAUGCCAGUCUGCAUUCUGGAUUCAUAACUUUACAUUUGGCUUCCAUUCUCUUCCCUGCCUUGAACAGUUUAAACCACUUUACUUCUCCAUAAAGUAAAUUAAUUAUCAGAAUAACUAUGAGGGCGUAGUAUAAUUGUUAUUAUUCCCCGUUUUACAGAUGAGGAAACUGAGGCUCAGAGAGGUUAAGUGACUUGGCCAAGGUCAAACAGCUAGUAAGUGGUGGAGCCAGGACUCAAACCCAGUCUAGGAGCCAUGUCCACUUUGUUUCCCUCACUCUUCCCCCGUGUGACUGAGACACUGUGGUUUAAUCUGGAUCGACCCUGUGUGGAGGAGACAGAGCUGCAGCAGCAAGAACAACAGCAUCAGGCCUGGCUCCAGAGCAUCGCAGAGAAAGACAACAACCUGGUACCUAUUGGCAAGCCGGCCUCAGAGCACUAUGAUGAUGAGGAAGAGGAGGAUGAAGAUGAUGAUGAAGAUAGUGAAGAGGACUCAGAGGAUGAUGAGGACAUGCAGGACAUGGAUGAGAUGAAUGACUACAAUGAGUCACCUGAUGACGGAGAGGUCAAUGAGCCUUCUCUCCAGGUGGACAUGGAAGGCAACGAACAAGAUCAGGACCAGUGGAUGAUCUAGGUAGACAAGGCAGGGUGGCCUCAGGGAAAUUCCAGGCCAGCCGAACUUACCCUGCAUCCCCUGCAGAACCAGCUGUUUGCCCCACUGCCUGAAAGCUCACCCUUGGGUAUUUCUUCAGCUGCUGCCAGGAACUGGUCUCCUUGGCCCCUCCCAGGCCAUCAGUUUGCCCUUGAGUCCCCAGGGCCUGAGCCCAACCCACCUUUCUGCCUAGUACUUCGCCCUUUGGUUGCCAGGUAUAGUCUCUUCCUAACUCCCUUUAAUAAAGACACAGGACUGAUUUUU
Callorhinus ursinus (northern fur seal) is the source of this 1253-nucleotide messenger RNA. NCBI's taxonomy places the organism in Eukaryota, Metazoa, Chordata, Mammalia, Carnivora, Otariidae. The record is from RefSeq and is a predicted model, not a curated record.